UGCCAUUAGCCGGGUCGCAGCGCUAUCCACCCGGAGCUCGCAACCCCACAAUGGCGGCACACUCCCACGUCAUCCCCUUCCUCUCCCCGGCCACCGCCUCCGCCUCCGCCUCCGUGCGCUGCUCCCGCUACGGCCGCCGCGCCGGCCUCCUGCGGCGCGUGGCCGCGGCGGGGCAGGCGGGGUUCUUCACCCGCCUGGGACGCCUCAUCAAGGAGAAGGCCAAGAGCGACGUCGAGAAGCUCUUCUCCGGCUUCUCCAAGACACGGGAGAAUCUCUCCGUCGUCGACGAGCUCCUCACCUACUGGAACCUCGCCGACACCGACCGCGUCCUCGACGAGCUCGAGGAGGCGCUGCUGGUGUCGGACUUUGGCCCCAAGAUUUCAUUCCGGAUCGUGGACACUCUCCGCGAGGAAAUCCGUGAUGGAAAGCUCAAGUCUGGGGCUGAGAUAAAGGAAGCGCUGAAAAGGUGUAUUCUUGAACUGCUGACAAGCAAAGGAGGCAAUCCGGAGCUGCAGCUCGGCUUCAGAAAGCCGGCAGUUAUCAUGAUUGUGGGAGUGAAUGGAGGUGGAAAAACUACCUCACUAGGAAAACUUGCUUAUAGAUUCAAGAAUGAAGGAGUGAAGGUAUUGAUGGCAGCAGGUGAUACCUUCAGAGCAGCAGCUCGUGACCAACUAGAAAUUUGGGCAGAGAGAACAGGUUCAGAGAUUGUUAUCGAUAAUGAUAAGAAAGCAAAACCUGCAUCAGUUCUCUCGCAGGCAGUUAAACGUGGGAAGCGUGAAGGAUUUGAUCUUGUUCUUUGCGACACGUCAGGACGACUUCAUACAAAUUAUGGUCUGAUGGAAGAGUUGGUUUCCUGCAAGAAAAUCAUAGCUAAAGCCCUUCCAGGUGCUCCUAAUGAGAUUUUGCUGGUUCUGGAUGGCACAACCGGCUUGAAUAUGCUACAGCAAGCGAAGGAGUUUAACGAUGUUGUUGGAGUCACAGGAUUCAUCCUAACGAAGCUUGACGGAACUGCUCGGGGUGGUUGUGUGGUUAGCGUUGUAGAUGAACUUGGAAUUCCGGUGAAGUUUAUUGGUGUUGGUGAAGGGAUGGAGGAUCUACAGCCUUUUGAUGCAGAGGCAUUUGUUGAAGCCAUUUUUCCUUAAACUUGGACCCCCUGUUUUUGAGAUGGAGAAUUUGAAGUUUCAGAGGAAUACUUAUGUUGUACAUCAUUCAGGUUAUCGUGUAGUAUUCAUGUAAUAUAUUUGCUGGCAUGCUAGGAACUAGAAGCAAAAUUUUGGACCAUCGCAGUUUUUUUCAUUGUUGUCUGCUGUCUGGUUUCUCCGGUCAUUCUUUCGCCAAAGCAUAUGCAAAAUGCAUGAUCUACUAAUAUCUACGAAUAGUUUUCGGGUUGGUCCAACGUAUUCCCACAUUUUUUUUGUUGGAUAAUCCUAAUCAUAUGCGCCGCCCAGAUA
This is a messenger RNA of Oryza brachyantha (malo sina), 1451 nucleotides long. RefSeq names its product cell division protein FtsY homolog, chloroplastic. Gene Ontology annotation, molecular function: ATP hydrolysis activity; GTP binding; GTPase activity. The coding region runs from base 51 to 1142 and encodes 363 amino acids. Gene Ontology annotation, biological process: SRP-dependent cotranslational protein targeting to membrane. The transcript is spliced from 11 exons. Lineage: Eukaryota; Viridiplantae; Streptophyta; Magnoliopsida; Poales; Poaceae. The record is from RefSeq and is a predicted model, not a curated record. Gene Ontology annotation, cellular component: membrane.